UUACGGCGGCAGCGUGAAUACGUGACGUUUGGCCCAGGCCUCAGUUCGCACGUGGCGGCGGCGGAGAGAGGUUGUUGUCGCUGCUGCCAUUGUCGUCCCCGCCGCCAGUAUGAAGCGGCCGAAGUUGAAGAAAGCAAGUAAACGCAUGACCUGCCAUAAGCGGUAUAAAAUCCAAAAAAAGGUACGGGAGCACCAUCGAAAAUUGAGGAAGGAAGCCAAAAAACGGGGUCGCAAGAAGCCUAGGAAAGAUCCAGGAGUUCCAAACAGUGCUCCCUUUAAGGAGGCUCUUCUUCGGGAAGCUGAGCUAAGAAAACAGCGGCUUGAAGAACUAAAACAGCAGCAGAAACUUGACAGACAGAAGGAACAGGAAAAGAAAAGAAAACUUGAAACUCAGCCUGCUGUUGAGCCAUCUAGUGGGGAACCUGUGAAGGAGGAACUUGGGCAAGGCAAAGCAAAGAACAAAGCCAAGUUGGGCAAACAGAGUCCAAAGAAAUCAUAUUGUCAGGAACUUAAAAAGGUGAUUGAGGCCUCAGAUGUUGUGCUAGAGGUGUUGGAUGCCAGAGACCCGCUUGGUUGCAGGUGUCCCCAGGUAGAAGAGGCCAUUGUCCAAGGUGGACAGAAAAGACUAGUACUUGUGUUAAAUAAAUCAGAUCUGGUGCCAAGGGAGAAUUUGGAGUCCUGGCUAAGUUAUCUGGAGAAAGAAUUGCCAACAGUGGUGUUCAGAGCUUCAACAAACUGGAGGGACAAAGGAAAGCUAAUCAAGGUAAAGAAGAAAGCUGCUCCAUUCAAAAGUAAAGUCUGCUUUGGGAAAGAUGGCCUUAUGAAGCUUCUUCGAGGAUUUCAGGACACUUGUGGCAAAGCCAUUUGCGUUGGAGUAAUUGGUUUCCCAAACGUGGGUAAAAGCAGCAUCGUUAAUAGCUUAAAACAGGAACGGACAUGCAAUGUUGGUUUAUCCAUGGGGCUUACAAGGAGCAUGCAGGUUGUCCCCCUGGACAAACAGAUCACAAUCAUAGACAGUCCCAGCAUCAUCGUGUCUCCACUUAACUCCGCCACUGCACUUGCUAUGAGAAGUCCAGCAAGUAUUGAAGUAGUAAAACCAGUGGAGGCUGCCCAUGCCAUCCUGUCCCAGGCCGACGCUCGACAGGUAGUAUUGAAAUUUACUGUCCCAGAAUACAAGGAUCCUCUGGAAUUUUUUACUUUGCUUGCUCAAAGAAGAGGAUUGCACCAAAAAGGUGGAAGCCCAAAUGUGGAAGGUGCUGCCAAACUGCUAUGGUCUGAGUGGACAGGUGCCACCUUAGGUUACUAUUCCCAGCCCCCGACAUCCUGGACUUGUUGUCCACAUCUUAAUGAGCGCAUAGUGGCAGAAAUGAAAUUGGGCUUUAAUAUGGAAGAACUGAAAAAGAACAAUGUACACAGCAUACAAGCCAUCAGGGGCUCUCGUUCAGCCAGUAGCAUCCUUUUCCGAUCUUCGGGUCUGACAAAUGGAAUCAUAGAGGAAGAGGACAUACCUGAGGAAUUGCCAAAACAGAAGGAGAGGAAGCAGGAGGAGGACAUUGACAGUGACCAGGAAAGUGUUGGUAGUGAAGAAGCUGGUGAAAAGAACUCAGACAUGUCUCCUGCAGAAGACACAUGGGAGGCAUUUCCUGAGGAGUCUCAAGCAGGCAAACAGUUCUGCAGUCAAGAAGCAAGAUCUUUUGCUAUGGAUAAAACAAUCAAAGAGGAGGAAGAUGCCUAUGACUUCAGUACAGACUACGUAUAGCAAAAAGCCUGUCCUAUUGGAGGGGCUUCUGUUUUUUGAGCAGACUGCUCAACUCUUCCGUUGUGUGUAACAUACCGGUUUGUUAAUUAUGUCCUAAGCUGUGUAAAUUUUGUGAAUAUGUAGCAUAUGAUAUAUUCAUUAAAAAGAAUGAGGCAAUUUAGAAAGUGUCUAAAUUCUCUAAGACAACAAC
Molecule: messenger RNA, 1949 nt
Organism: Loxodonta africana (African savanna elephant)
Lineage: Eukaryota; Metazoa; Chordata; Mammalia; Proboscidea; Elephantidae
Gene: GNL3
Product: G protein nucleolar 3
Exons: 15
Coding region: 110-1759 (549 amino acids)
Cellular component (GO): nucleolus
Molecular function (GO): GTP binding
Source: RefSeq, a predicted model, not a curated record